AUGACUAAGAAGAGGAAACACCAAGAGGAUUUCCAAAAGGUGAAGCUAAAAGUUGGAAAAAAGAAGCCUAGACUAGAAAAUGCAACUGAUACAAACUUCAAAACAAAGGCAAUAUUUCUUCCUGAACAGCUUAAAGAGGAUGGAAUACUUCCAACAAACAAUAGAAAACUUAACAUAAAGGAUUUGCUUUCACAAAUGCACCACUAUAGUGCUGGGGUUAAGCAAAGUGCUCUUCUUGGACUCAAAGAACUGCUGUCCCAGUAUCCAUUUAUAAUUGAUGCACACCUUUCAAAUAUACUAAGUGAGGUGGCGGCUGUGUUUACAGACAAGGAUUCUGGUGUCAGAGUAGCAGCAAUCCGGCUCCUUCAAUUCUUGGCUCCAAAAAUCCGAGCAGAACAGAUUGCUCCAUUUUUUCCUUUAGUAAGUGCCCAUCUCUCCAGUGCCAUGACUCACAUCAGUGAAGGAAUUCAGGAGGAUUCUUUGAAGGUCUUGGACAUCUUGUUGGAGGAGUACCCAGUCCUCCUUACUAAUCGCUGUAGUAUAUUGCUGAAGAAUUUUGUAGAGCUUAUUUCUCACCAGCAGUUAUCAAAAAACCUGAAAAGUAGAGAGAAAAUAUCUUGGAUGCUGUCUGUUAAUCCUAACCGCAGAGUAACUUCACAGCAGUGGAGGCUAAAUGUACUGGUCAGAUUCAAGAAGUUUCUCCAAGCAUUAGUAGGUGGCUCUAGUGGGUUAGAAGAUGAAGAAGGGAUCCAGGAGCAAAAGAACUCCCAGUCUGUGAGGAACUCCAUAUGUAUAAGCUGGAAGGAGCAUGCUAGUAAUCAGCAGCACAUCCAACUGUAUGAAAAUGGUGGGUCACAACCAAGGUUCAAUUCAUCAUUCAGAUUAAGGUCCCCAGUAAGCGUGACAGACAGUGUGGAACAAGGCCUGUCCUCUGCUGAAAAUUUAAAAGGAUUUAUUGAGAUAAUAAUUCCAUUAUUGAUUGAGUGCUGGAUUGAGGCAUCUCCUGCACAACUUGCUGCUCCCAUUCUUGGAAACCUUUUGGAACCUGAAUCUCAACAGCUAAUGCAGCAAGUGCUUACUAUCAUAUACUUGCUGUGGAAACUCACAAAGCAAUAUGAUGAAACACACAAAAUGGAGGCAUGGCUUCGAAUGAAUUAUCUUCUAGAUUUCAAGCAUCAUUUCAUGCGUCAUUUUCCUUAUUCUUUACAAGAAACAAUUAAACACAAAAAGAGAGAGCCAUACAAAAGCACCAAGUACUGUAUGAUAUCUUCAAACAACGUAGACCAUCUUUUAUUGAAUUUAACCCUGUGUGACAUUAUGGUUUCACUGGCAAGUGCUUCAACACUUCAAAUAGAUUCUGAUUGGCUGGAUAUGAUAAGGAAGUUUGUGAAGGAAACCCUUCAGGAUGGUUACAGAUUGAACUGCAAACAGUUGAACAGGUUGCUUGGAGUGACAUGGAGACUAAUGCAAAUUCAAGGAAACAAAGUGGCAACAGAAACUUUAAUAAAAGCCGUAUAUGCACUGUACCAGCAGAGGAAUCUCCUCUUUCCUGUUCGUAUGCUGCUUUUGAAAUUUUUUAGCAGGGUUUAUCAAAAAGAAGAGCUGAGCACUCAAAAAAUCAGAAGCCGAAGUAAAGUUUUGUCUCGUUGGUUGGCUGGUCUACCUCAACAACUUGCUCUACUUGGCUCAAGAAAGCCUGAACUUUCAAACCAGUUGAUUGAGACCAUUCAUUCUGCUGCAUCUCAUUCAAACAAGGAAUUGUUACAAAGUUUGCAAGCCACUGCUUCUCGAAUUUAUGAUCCACUAGAUGGCACUCUGGUUCUUCUUCCACCAGAGUCACAGCAACGUUUAGUGCAGCUUGUAUACUUUCUGCCAUGUCUGCCAACCAACUUACUUUGUUCUUUAAGUCGCUGCUGCAUUAUGGGAAGAAUGUCUUCAGAUCUAGCUGCCACUCUCAUUGGGAUACUGCAUAUGAGAUCUUCCUUCGCUGGAUGGAAAUGCCAAGUUCAGGAUAGUUCAAUGAGCGAUGUGGACUAUUUCAGUUUCUUGUUUUCAACCCUUACAGGAUUCUCUAAAGAGGAGUUGACUAGCCUUCAGAGCAUUAGAGGAAAACCUCACAUUAGCCAGACACAGCUUUCACCUGUCCGUCUCUACCUGACUGAUCUGGAACAGUUUUUACACCACUGGGCUGUGACAGAGGUGGUAUGCCACAGCUUGUCCACUAUACCUUCACGAAGUCAGUGUUUUGACAUCCUCCAGAAUGGUAUCUGUAAAUAUCUGGUUGGACUGGCUGUAAUACCUGAUAGCACAGCUGGAUCUAUUUUGUGUGCCAUGAGUAAGCUCCUGGAUCAAGCUUGCGUCCUUAGUGAAAAUCUGUACAAGUUUCUAGCCUCUUGUUGUUAUAGUCUUCUUUACUUCCUGUUAACUUUAGACAAAGAGGAUGCAGAACAUGUGCAGAAGAGGGACAUGUUGUGGGGAUCCUGUAUUUCAGUGCUCACACUCAUGCCACGAGUGUUGAGGGUGAUGCUGCAGAGUCUUCAAGUGAGCAGGGUCUGUCGGGAAGAAUUGCCUGUUAUUGGUCAGUUGAUGCGUUUGCUAAUGCAGCAUGGACAGCUCAGGAGUCACAUGGUGGCAAGUGAACUUCUUGUGCAACAGAUUGUCAAGGAUAUUAUGACAUUGAAGAGUGGUGAAGUUCAAGAGCAAUGGCUAACAGACCUCCAUUACUGUUUCAACUUGUAUCUUGCCACGCAUCCACAGGGACCCACUUCUAUUAGCUCAGUAUAUUGAUGAGAUGAACGUUGUACAUCUGCUUUAAAGUAUUUACUUUCAUUUAAUUUUGAAUGGAAAAUGUUUGAACAAUGUUUGUUAUACAUUUUUUUAAAAUGGAACCUAAAUAAAAAAUUCAUAAAAUCUGUUUGUACUUCAUUAUAUUGGUCUUGAAACAAGAAAGUAACACUGCAGUGAAGGUAGUUUUGGAACUGUUGAUGGUAGGAGACGAUU
Pelodiscus sinensis (Chinese soft-shelled turtle) is the source of this 3000-nucleotide messenger RNA. NCBI's taxonomy places the organism in Eukaryota, Metazoa, Chordata, Testudines, Trionychidae. The record is from RefSeq and is a predicted model, not a curated record.